UUGUGAUUGGCGAGGGUUUCUUCCUGCCCUGCCCCUUUCCCUGGGAAAGUGGCCUCUGGGAUCUGGUCUGAGUCCCCUUGGAGGGGAGUCUCUCAGUCGAGGGUGGCUGACGCAAAGGAGGACAAAGUGAUGGCUUUGCAGAACUCAAUGGCCCAACCAAUUAUAGCCAUUUCUUUUGUGAGAAAGAAUCCAGUGGAAGAAUAACUUCACCCUGCUGUCUUUGCAGCGCAGAAUUAGAGACAGAAUGCAAGGCUUGGCUGACCCAGAUACCAUCAUGAUGGGUAGCAGUGAGGAAUGCUGGGAAAGACCUGUGCAGAAGAUCCCGGAUGAGAACAUGCUCAGUUCAGAUGUACAGCGCCAGCAUUUCAGGCAGUUCCGCUACCAGGAGGCCAAGGGGCCCCGAGAGGUCUGCAACCGACUCCACAAUCUUUGCCAUCAGUGGCUCAAACCAGAACACCACACAAAAAAACAAGUGCUGGACCUGGUGAUCCUGGAACAAUUCCUGACUGUCCUACCCCUGGAGAUGAAGAACUGGGUCAGAGAUUGUGGGCCAGAGACUAGUUCCCAGGCAGUGGCCCUGGCAGAAGCUUUCCUCUUAAGCCAGGCAGAGGACAGGAAGCAGGAAGAACAGCAGAGUGAGUUGGCUGAAGUGACUACCGUUUUCUUUGAGGCAGAGAAGGCUCUAUCAGAUGCCAGAGAGAGUUUGCUAUUCAGAAGGAUCUCUCAGGAGGGUGGCGGAGUGUCCACCUCGCUGGGCGGUGGAGUAACCUUGCCAAUGUGGACAGAGUUGCCUCCCCUGUGUGGUGGUGGUGGAGAAAUGGCUUCCAUACAACCAGAUCAGAGUCCCAUCUCCUUUGAAGAAGUGGCUGUGCAUUUCACAGAGGAGGAGUGGGCUUUGCUGGAUCCAGACCAAAGAGUCCUGCACAGAGAAAUCAUGGAAGAGAUAAGCUGGAAUGUGACCUCUCUCGCAGGUGAUUGGUGGAAGAAUAAGGAAGAACCAGGCAGAGCAUUAAUGGAAAGACUGAGAUGUAAACAGGGAGGACAAGAGAGAAAGGAAAAUGAAAUAAAACAAGCAUCUUAUGCUCUUGAUGCUGGUGUCUGCCAAGAAACUCCAAUUCAAGAAGAAAUAAAGCGGGGAAAUGAAAAGAGAAAGUACCUCUCCUAUGGAAACAGUUUCAGUUGUAAAUUGCGUGUUAAACAUAAUUGGAGAAUCAAGACUGGGGAGAAGCCAUUUAAGUGCUUGGAGUGUGGAAAAAGCUUCAGUGAGAAAUCAUCUCUUCAAAAACAUCAAGCACAUCACACAGGAGAUAAACCAUAUAAAUGUAUGGAGUGUGAAAAGAACUUUAGUCGGAGCUCAGUUCUUAUACAACAUCAAAUAAUUCACACAGGAGAGAGGCCAUUUAAAUGCUUGGAGUGUGGAAAGAGCUUCAAUCGGAGCUCAGUCCUUACUAUCCAUCAAAGAAUGCACACAGUAGAGAAACCAUAUAAAUGUUUGGAGUGUGGAAAGAGCUUCAGUCAGAGGUCAGAUCUUAUACAUCAUCAAAGAAUUCACACAGGAGAGAAACCAUUUAAAUGCUUGGAGUGUGGAAAGAGCUUUAGUAGGAGCUCAGUCCUUGCUAUCCAUCAAAGAAUUCACACAGGCGAGAAGCCGUUUAAAUGUUUGGAGUGUGGAAAAAGCUUUAGUCGGAGCUCAGUCCUUGCUGUCCAUCAAAGAAUCCAUACAGGAGAAAAGCUGUUUAAAUGUUUGGAGUGUGGAAAGAGCUUUAGUCGGAGCUCAGUUCUUAGAAAACAUCAAGAAAUUCAUUCAGGAGAGAAACUAUAUAAAUGUCUGGAGUGUGGACUGAGAUUUAAUCGGAAUUUAGAUCUUACACGACAUCAAAAAAUUCACAUUGGAUGGAAGCCAUUCAAAUGUUUGGAGUGUGGAAAGAGCUUCAGCCAGAGAACGGCCCUUAGUGUACAUCUAAGAACUCACACAGGAGAAAAGCCAUUUAAAUGUUUGGAGUGUGGAAAGAGCUUCAGUCAGAACUCAGCUCUUACGAGACAUCAAAAAACGCACACAGGAGAGAAACCAUAUAUAUGUUUGGAGUGUGGAAAGAGCUUCAGCCAGAGAAUACACCUUCGUGUACAUCUAAGAAUUCACAGAGGAGAGAAACCAUUUAAAUGUUUGGAGUGUGGAAAGAGUUUUAGUCAGAGCUCAAAUCUUAUGCAACAUGAAAGAAUUCACACAGAUCCAGAGGUAGGCAAUGAGCCACCACAACUAUACAAUGCUGGUGGUGUUCCCUCAUCAGAUGCAGAUGGUGGAGGCCGCUGGCAAGACUGUGGUUCUGGAAGGCAGAAAGGUGAUAGAGGAGGAGAUUCACCCCAAGCUGAGGAGGAGCCCCUAUUACGGACUGAUGCAAAUAAACUGAGUGGAGUAACUUGUGGGCAGGGACAAGAACAGUGGGCAACUAACUGGCUAGACUUUUCAGCUGCCACAUCUUGGGUGGGCCAUCAAAUGCAGGUUUGGCAAGAUGGUCCAAUAUAGGACUACUUUGGAGGAACAGACUAACCAAAAGUGGACUGUAUAAUGCGUAGCACCCUAUAGGCCAGGGGUGGGGAACCUUGGCACUCCAGCUGUUGAACUACAACUCCC
Hemicordylus capensis (graceful crag lizard) is the source of this 2632-nucleotide messenger RNA. Its product is annotated as zinc finger protein 436-like. The record is from RefSeq and is a predicted model, not a curated record. Gene Ontology annotation, cellular component: PcG protein complex; transcription regulator complex. Gene Ontology annotation, biological process: regulation of transcription by RNA polymerase II. NCBI's taxonomy places the organism in Eukaryota, Metazoa, Chordata, Lepidosauria, Squamata, Cordylidae. The transcript has 7 exons. Gene Ontology annotation, molecular function: DNA-binding transcription factor activity, RNA polymerase II-specific; RNA polymerase II cis-regulatory region sequence-specific DNA binding. Bases 245 to 2524 code for a protein of 759 amino acids.